This is a messenger RNA of Polychytrium aggregatum, 1244 nucleotides long. RefSeq lists its product as uncharacterized. The transcript has a single exon. NCBI's taxonomy places the organism in Eukaryota, Fungi, Chytridiomycota, Chytridiomycetes, Polychytriales. Bases 179 to 991 code for a protein of 270 amino acids. The record is from RefSeq and is a predicted model, not a curated record. Gene Ontology annotation, biological process: lipid homeostasis. Gene Ontology annotation, cellular component: endoplasmic reticulum.
CUGCCCAUCAUCGGACGCUGCUCUGGUCUCGAGCAUCUCGCAUCUCGCAAGCCGCAUCUCGCAAGUCGCAUUCGUCCCCGCUGGGCUGCUCAAGACCCUUCCUGCGUCCGUCCGUUCAGUUGCGCACCCGUCGCCGUCUGCAUUGCCGCCCCGGUCCAAUUCGUCUCCCCUGCUCGCCAUGCCCGCUCCAAGAUCCGUCUCGGAGGUCUUCCACGACAACACCUUCUACCUGCCCUUCAGCUACGGCCUGGUGCUGCUUCCGGUCGUGUACUUUGCGGUUCCGCGGCUCCUGCCAAGAUACUUUUCGACCUCCAAGGCAAAGGCAUGGAUCCUGACCAUGGUUGCGGCCUUGACGAUGACGCUUGGCUCGCUCCCGGUCCUGUGGGACUUUUUCACGCAGCCGCACUCGGCAGCCGCCUGGGCCAGCCUCGAUGCGUCGCUGUCUCGGGGCCUGUGUGCCUUCUUCAUAACCUAUGUGAUCCAUGAUCUGGUCCUGGGCCACUUUUUCUACCCGGAGCACAUGGAUCCCUGGUCAGGCUAUUUCCACCAUACCCUCUACACCUUCCUGGUCUUCAACAUCGUCCGCUACCGCAUCAGCAGUCUCUUUUCCAUGGUCGGCAUCAUGGAGCUGCCCACCUUGAUCAUGUCGCUGGGCUGCAUCAACAAGUCGCUGCGCAACGACGCUCUCUUUGGCGGCUCUUACCUCGCCACGCGCAUCCUGUUCCACAUCUACUGCAUCUACCACUUUUAUCUGUCCUUCAUUCCUGCCGGACGGCCCCUUGGCUUCAUCAUCUCGGUUGCCGUUUUCCCGCUCCAUGUCAUGUGGUUCCGUGGAUUUAUCAAGCAACAGCUGCGUCUCCACCGCCAGCGCAAGGAGCAACAGAAGCAGGCCGCGCUGCAGGCUGCUCCCAAGAACCCGGAGCCCAAGCCCAAGAGCAACCGGCCUGCCCGCCAAAAUAAGCAGCAACGGCGACUCAGCGUCAGCAGCUGAUCGCUGCAAGCUGGACCGGAUGACUGGCUGGGCUGUCCGACAUGUCAUUGUCACUGGCCAUAUACUUUCGAGAGCUCCACUGCGCUUGACGCUGGUUUUCCUCCUUUCUCCUCCUCUCAUGAAUUCUCUGGUGUAUGUCUCCCGCCCUUCCCUUCACCCCCCCCCUUCACUCCUCCGUGGACACUGGCAUGUGCUAGAGGUGCAAUGAUUCCUGAAGCUUCCACCCUCGCCCAAUAUACAGCGUUUAAAUGUA